Molecule: messenger RNA, 931 nt
Organism: Musca vetustissima
Lineage: Eukaryota; Metazoa; Arthropoda; Insecta; Diptera; Muscidae
Product: odorant receptor 13a-like
Exons: 4
Biological process (GO): detection of chemical stimulus involved in sensory perception of smell; sensory perception of smell
Cellular component (GO): plasma membrane
Molecular function (GO): ATP binding; olfactory receptor activity; odorant binding
Source: RefSeq, a predicted model, not a curated record
AAAACAACAUCCCCAUGUUGCUGCGGUGUGUUCACGCAACAUGCGUACCUUCCGCAUUAUGACCGUUCUCCUGAGUUGCCUAAUAUCCAUGUAUUGUGUCCUGCCAUUGGUGGUAUUAUUUUUUGAUGUUGGUCUAGAUGCCGAUGAAAAACCUUUCCCCUAUAAAAUGUUAUUUCCCUACGAUGCCCAUCAUGGUUGGCGUUAUGUUGUCACAUAUAUAUUUACAAGCUAUGCCGGAAUAUGUGUGGUAACAACACUCUUUGCAGAAGAUUCAAUUUUCGGAUUUUUUGUCACCUAUACAUGUGGUAAAUUUCAAAUACUACAUGAACGUAUUGAUAAUUUGGUAUUGGAUGCCUAUGAAAGGGUGAGAAAUAAGGAGGAUGCAAUGGAUAUACAGGAUACCUAUGUGAAGCUAUUAAAUCGCAUAGCUUAUGAUCAUAAUAAAUUAAUUGAAUUUGCAGCAAAAUUGGAGAAUUUCUUCAAUCCCAUUCUCUUGGUGAAUUUUACAAUAUCCUCUAUUUUGAUAUGCAUGGUGGGAUUUCAAUUGGUCACGGGCAAGGAUAUGUUUAUAGGCGACUAUGUUAAAUUCUUUGUGUAUAUGUCAUCUUCCCUGUCACAGCUGUAUGUUUUAUGCUGGAAUGGGGAUUCUCUUAUACAACAUUCCCUAGAGACCGCAAAUCAUUUGUACGUAUGCAACUGGGAAGGUGGACAAAGGAUUCAAGACACAUAUUAUAUUCCUGCAAACAAGAAGUUUCGUCAAAAUCUGGAAAUAAUGAUAAUGUGCAGCCAGAGGCCAGUGAAAAUAACAGCCCUUAAAUUCUCUACGUUAUCCUUGCAAUCAUUUACCGCCAUAUUAAGUACAUCGAUGAGUUAUUUUACUCUCUUGAAAACGGUAUAUGAUGAAAAUCAGGAGGAUGGUGCAACAAAUUAA